This is a messenger RNA of Cricetulus griseus (Chinese hamster), 4295 nucleotides long. The record is from RefSeq and is a predicted model, not a curated record. Lineage: Eukaryota; Metazoa; Chordata; Mammalia; Rodentia; Cricetidae.
AAACCUCGACCUUGAAGAUGGUGAGUAGCCAGCCAAAGUACGAUCUAAUACGGGAGGUAGGCCGAGGUAGUUACGGUGUUGUGUAUGAAGCAAUCAUCAGAAAGACCUCUGCGAGAGUAGCAGUGAAGAAAAUCCGAUGCCACGCACCUGAAAAUGUUGAACUAGCCCUUCGAGAGUUCUGGGCACUAAGCAGUAUCAAGAGCCAGCAUCCAAAUGUGAUUCACUUGGAAGAGUGCAUCCUGCAAAAAGAUGGGAUGGUGCAAAAGAUGUCCCACGGCUCUAAUUCUUCCCUUUAUUUACAGCUUGUAGAGACUUCAUUAAAAGGAGAAAUUGCCUUUGAUCCCAGAAGCGCCUAUUAUUUGUGGUUUGUGAUGGAUUUUUGUGACGGAGGAGAUAUGAAUGAGUAUCUGUUGUCCAGGAAACCCAAUCGAAAGACUAACACCAGCUUCAUGCUUCAGCUCAGCAGUGCUCUGGCUUUCUUGCACAAAAACCAGAUCAUCCACCGAGACCUGAAGCCUGAUAACAUCCUGAUUUCUCAAAGCAGGUUGGACACCAGUGACUUGGAACCCACCCUGAAAGUGGCGGAUUUUGGUCUAAGUAAAGUUUGUUCAGCAUCUGGGCAGAACCCAGAAGAACCUGUCAGCGUAAACAAGUGUUUCCUUUCCACGGCAUGUGGAACAGAUUUCUACAUGGCUCCCGAAGUUUGGGAAGGACACUACACAGCAAAAGCUGACAUCUUUGCUCUGGGAAUUAUUAUCUGGGCGAUGCUGGAGAGGAUCACUUUCAUAGACACAGAGACAAAGAAGGAGCUCCUGGGGAGUUACGUAAAGCAGGGGACCGAAAUUGUGCCUGUUGGGGAGGCACUUCUGGAAAACCCCAAAAUGGAACUUCUCAUCCCUGUGAAGAAAAAGUCUAUGAAUGGACGAAUGAAGCAACUGAUUAAGGAAAUGCUGGCUGCAAACCCUCAGGAUCGUCCGGAUGCAUUUGAACUAGAACUCAGAUUAGUCCAAAUUGCAUUUAAAGACAGCAGCUGGGAAACGUGACCUUCUGCUUGCAAGCACCUUAGAUGAUGUGCUGCUUCUGAGUCAACAGUGAUUCACCUUUACGUGGCCGAAAGGAAGACAGAAGUUAGACUUCACUUUCGAAGGGUUUAGGUUUUAUUGUGGGGUAAUCUUUUUUCUCUUACUUUUCUUACUCCAUGCAGACCAUUUUAUUGUAUGUUUUGAAUGUGUAUUACCAAUGUGGGUGUAAAACAUUUUUUUUUAAUGAUCAUUGGUAAAAGUUUGGCAGAAAAAAUUCUCUUAAGGGCCAAGCAGAGAAGCGAGUCCAGUUUUCUGGAAAUCUGUCUUUAAGUAUUUUAGACAUUCCUUGUCAGUAUUAGGCAUUUCCAUGGAAGAAGAGGUUUGCAUGCUGGUAAUGCAACCUUUGAAGCUUUGUAAAGGAAACAUAUAUGUAUAUAUUUAUGUAUAUGUAAGUAUGUGAAUGUGUGCAUUUUGUAUUCCACAUGAAGAAAAUGCCACUUCUGUUUAAAUUAUUUGAUAGAGGUUUGGGUUUGUGAGAUUUGCUGGUGAAAUUGGUGAUGAAAACUACACAAAACCACCCCUCAUCUUCUUCCCUGCUCCUCCCGAUACUGGAAAUAUGCUAAGGGUGUUUGGUUUUUCUUGUUUUUAUUUUUUGUUUUUUGUUUUUUUUUCCCAGUAUACAUCUCUCUUUAAAGGCAUCAUUUUGGAUGGUCUAAAAUGGCUGGUUAAACAUAAUUGAAGCUAAGCAGUUCCAAACUGGUGGAGUACAUCUGAGUUCUCCAGGGCCCUGUAGCUCUUUGAGUUGAAUUAGUCAUUCAGUCACAUGGUAGAAGGUUGGUUGGCAAGGAUGCCAAUGGCUCAGUCAUUACCUUUAGGUAACUGAGCAUUUGUUUAACUAAUUAAACCACUGCACUGGAACGUGUGUGCACUUGAGCAUCUGCCAUGACCUGAGGAUGGUAUUCUUCUGUUCUGAAAAUAUUGCUUUACAUGACUGUAAUACUUGAUGUAUUCAUUUCAAGUUUAAGACUUUUUCUAAGUCUCAGCAUAAAGUUGAAGGAACCAAAUGAGCUUACCCUCCAGUUGCUGGCCUUGUUGUGGCUUUUUGUUGGAUCACUGGAGUCCCUAUCACCUUGGCACUGAUGCUGUUUUCUCUUGUCUCCUGUGAGACAGUAAUGGGACUGGUAAUCACUGUCAUAAAUACUGGUUGCUUUUUUACAAAGUGGGAGAUGAUGCAGAGUUUGGCAGAUGGAUGAAAUUCUAUGCCAUCAACUGCUUUUUGAGUAGAAAAGUUGUAUGUUUCAUUUGGUCACUGGUGUUGUCUAUGAGAAAGCAAGAGACUCCUAACUCCUCCUGAAGUGAAAUUCUGACGGCAUGCUCAUCUCCAGAUUGUUCAUGCUAAUGCAGGAAAUUGAGAACAGGAGUCCUUGCUAACUGGAGUACAAGUCUCUAGGAUGAUUCAGAUUCUAGAGCUUAAUAAAGCUCUGCACCCCACAUCCAGGCCUGGGGUAGAGAAACUUGGGCCUUGGGCGUGUUAGGGAAGCAGUCUGACCCUGACCCCUCUGGGAUCUUUGCAAAGCACUAAGAUGCAAAAGUCAAAAGAGUAGCGGCAUUUUGACAUUGUCAGCACUUGUCAUGUCUCCUCAGCGUUUGAUCCUCCACACCUCCACAGGGCUACGUGUGGCUCAGGGGAGAGCCACAUCCACAGGGCUAUGUGUGGCUCAGGGGAGAGCACUUGUCUGGCGUGUAGAAAGCCUGCAUCCAGUCCCUAGCACCCUAAAAUCAGUAAGUCAAUAGAUAAAAUGUGUUCAGAGGGUAAUAAGAGAUAACACACCAAAAAAUGGAACAUGUAAAACUUCCAGAUUGAUUACAUCUGGAAGCUUAAAAACAUGAACUGAAAGGCUUUAUUAAAAUCUCAUCAAAUGAAAAAGUCACACACACUUCAUACCACUUGCAGACUAUUUAUUUCUAAAAUAGAAAAGUACUGGACCUUCAUGGUAAUUGACCCUCUGGGUCACCAAGUUGACACAGAUCUGAGUUCCAGGAAAUUAGAAAAGAUUCCAUUAUAAUGUAGUAUCAAUGACUUGGCACUCCAUUAGAUUAAUACAUGAUGUAUGCCAACAGUUCAUUUGCUCUACAAAUACCUGUGCACUUGAAGCCCAGUGUCCUGAGCACAUAGCUUUUGAUCCUGUCUCCUUGAAAAUAAUGGUAAUUUGGUUUGUCUUUUGUUUUGGUUGGUACUGGGAUCAUACCCAGAGCCUUGCAUGUGCUACACAAGGCUUACCACUGAGCUACAUGUCUAACCCCAGUUAUCAUUUAUUUUGAAAGAUUUUUACCUGUGAAAUACAAUUCUUUCCUUCAUUAGAGGUAAGGGUGUGGGGUGAUCACGAAAUGUCUUACAGAAUGUUCUCAAGUCCUUGUAUUCUAAAAUAGCUUAUGAUAUCAACAAAAGGAUAGUAAUUUCUUUGUCUUUUUUGUUCUUUUUCAGUCAGAGGUAUUUAUUAAGUACCUACUGUGUGCUCAGCACUAAAGUUUAGUUGAUAUGACAACAGUUUAAGAUUGCAGUUGGGGGGGAGUGCAGGAGGGAUGACAGUUUAGAAGAAUUGCUGCUCUUGCACCCAAGUUGGGUAUCUCACAGCCACCUAACUCCAGCUCCAGGGGACCCAGUAUCCUCUUGCUUCCGUGGGCACACACACACAUAAUUUAAAACAUAAAAAUAAACCUUUUUUUAUAAAGUGCAUUUAGCCAUGCACUUUCUCUGGUCACCUGUAAGAAAUAACGAUAAUUGAUACUUGGAAAUUUUGAGUAUUUGCUAAAAGAAAAAUGCAAUCAAGAAAUUGUGCACAGUGCCUUGCCCAUAAUAGGUACUCAAUAAACAGUUAUUCCUCAUAGUCUGUUGCCAUGGUUUCUAGUGUUUUAUGAAAUUUGUCUUAAUUGAAAAAGACCAAAUAUUUCAAAUAAAGCUUAUAGGCAGCUGUGUCCAGUCACUGUAGGGUUGUACAGUUAGUUCCUAGGAUGUUAUUUUGCACUAGUUGUCACUUAGAAACAUGGGGUUCUGUAGAUUCUUGGUGCUAAGGGAUACUUUGUCAUUUUGAUGAAGUAAGUGUUAAGUGUCAGAUAAAUAGCACAGAAUAGUUCUUUCUGCAGGUCUGGGUUUUUGUUUUGUUUUUCUUUGUUGUUUUUAAUUGUAAAAUGUUACCAAUCAAACUAUUGUAGCAGCUACAAAAUAAUUCACCAGCAUGACAAAAUAGUCAAAAAAAAAAAAGAUGUCAUAGG